Molecule: messenger RNA, 6029 nt
Organism: Limulus polyphemus (Atlantic horseshoe crab)
Lineage: Eukaryota; Metazoa; Arthropoda; Merostomata; Xiphosura; Limulidae
Product: synaptogyrin-like
Exons: 4
Coding region: 892-1581 (229 amino acids)
Cellular component (GO): neuromuscular junction; synaptic vesicle membrane
Source: RefSeq, a predicted model, not a curated record
AAUUAACAAACGGAGACGUAACAGUGUGUAAACAGUUGUUUGUUAGUGAUUGUGGCCUAGUAGCUCAAUCCCAGGAGGACAUGCUCUCAUUAUGAUAUAACCAUCAAGUUGAAAAGGACAGAAGUUCUGUAUCAACCAGCACUAAGCAAAUCUUACAUCUUUGAGGUGGUAGACAAGUUAACUUACUUGGAGAGCAUGCUGUCAAGAGAAUCCACCAUUGAUGAAGAAAUUGUCAACGAGAUUGCUAAAGCAACCAAAGCCUUUAUAAGGCUUUGGAAACACCUCCUGAACCAAAAAGGCGUCACUUUACAGACCAAGUUAAAAUUCUAUAAAUCCAUAGUCAUCUCAUCUCUGUUUUAUGCAUGUGAGUCUUGUACAACAUACAUAUCCCAUAACUGAGUCUAAUCGGCUUCUCUAAAAUCGAGAACAUACAACACUUACUAGCUCAGUAAUUGGGCCCAACUUCCAAAUACAAUAAUUAUUGAUAAUAGAGAUAUUAUCUAUAAUAACAAAUUGCUCUUGCACAACUGCGUUUCUAAGAAUAUUAUUUUCACUAAUAUCAACAAUCUUGUAAAAAUGAAUCAUUUUCAGUUGGCGUUUUGAUACGAGUGAGGAAACAGAUCCCGUAAUUUUAACCGAUUAUUCAGACUAACAGAAAUAGUGAAUUUAUCUGUAAUGUAUUCCAAAAAUCAAUAUAUCCCAUAACAAUAGUAGCAAAACUAAGUACCUUGUAUAUACCUAUUAGUUGUGUACGUAGUUUUUAAAAGCAGACCAUCACGCGACAUUUCACACAAAGCUUCAAAUUGAAGUUUACAAAACAUUUCCUAACAGACACUAUGGUGACGCAUUGCCUUCUCUAAUCUUCUAAUGUAUUAAGACUAAGUGUCCAACAUGAAUACGAAGGCUUACGGCGCCGGUUUAGCUGGAGGUCAAUUUGAUCCUAUUACUUUUGUUCAGAGACCUCAAGUCAUUUUAAGAGUGCUGUGUUGGCUUUUUGCUGUUAUAGUUUUUGGAUGCAUCUCUGCUGAAGGGUGGAUAGAAGAUAAAUGCUCAUAUAAUAAUGAUGCCAAUGCUUGCAACUUUGGUGUGGGUGUUGGUGUUAUAGCAUUUUUAUUGAGCAUUGGAUUUAUUAUGUUGGAAGGAAUGUUUGAGAACAUUUCCAGUGUUAAGAUUCGGAGAAGAGCAGUACUAUUUGACUUGGUGAUCUCAGCUAUUUGGGGAUUCAUGUUCUUUGUUGGUUUCUGCUACUUGAGUGAUGUUUGGCGCAAGUCCAACUACCCAGAGGGAGGAUAUGGAGUCAACAAUCUACGUGCUGCUAUUGCUUUCAGCUUUUUCUCUAUAUUUGUUUGGGCUGGUUGUGCAUUCUUAGCUUUCCAGCGAUAUCGACAAGGUGUUGAUUCAGCAUUUGCUCCUAGCUAUGAAGCAGAUCCCAAUGCAAUUCCAGGAGAUAUUCCAUUUGGUGGUUACCCUGAUGGUCCAGACAUAAACGAAGCCUACCAGGAACCUCCAUUCUCUACAGGGAGCCAGUCUGAGAAACUUCCUCCAGGCACCAGCAAUGCUUUCCAGCAACCAACUUAUUGAUAUGCAUGGUUGUGGCAGUUCAGAUUCGAAAGGAUAUUAAACCUUUCUUAUGUGCCAUACAUGUAGAUGGUACAUAAUGCAGUCUGCUGUAUGGUAUGGAUGUUGGAGUACAGUUUGUUUAGUUGGUUACUUUUGCUUGGUUAGUAUGAGAAGGAAUCAUUAGUGUUUUAGAGCUGAGUAGUUGUGAUUUAGCACAUUACAUUUCUAUAUUUGACUUGUCCCAUUGUUAUAUGCAUUAGUAUUAAGAAAGUGGAUAGCCCUUGAUUAGUGCUUUAAAGCUUUACUUUAUGUUUAGCAAAGUUCUUUAUUUUACUAGCAUCAAGGUAAUUUUAAAACACUAGAAUGUUGGGGUUCUGAAAAAAUAAAGCUGAUGCUUUAUACUUUACAAUAUUGAAUGGAUAAAAUUCAAAGUAUGUCACUGAUUGUUUCUGUAACUUUACUUCCAUUUAUAACACACAUUCAUUAAGACAGAUAGUAUAUGGACUAAUCAGAUUUUUGGUUUUUAAUUGUAAACUUUUUUUAUUUUUGUAUGGUACCAGAGUAUCAUCUAGUAAAAUUCAGAACCGAAUCUUCACAACUUGUCAUUAAGUUGUGUAUUAUUUGUUUUCAAAAGAUUUAAAUAUUUCAGUGUCAUUAAUCUACAAUGUAUGUUUAUGGUUAAUGUUGUCAUACAGAGUUUCUGUGCAGUUGUCAGUUGAACUACUUCUGUUAGUGUGAUUUUUUGUGUGUAUUAUUUGUUUUCACAAGAUGUAAUUAUUUUGGUGUCGUUAAUCUACAAUGUAUGUUUAUGGUUAAUGUUGUCAUACAGAGUUUCUGUGCAGUUGUCAAUUGAAUACUUCUGUUAGUGUGAUUUUUUGUGCAUUUUUGUUGGUGUAUGAGUUUUGUGUGUAGUUCAAAAUAGUUAAUUUCUUUAAGUUUUUUAUUGUACUUUAAAUGAGAAAUUCAAACCUCUUUGGUAAGAGAGAUGUAAAAAUAAACUUAUUUAGAAUAUGAUGUAAAGUAAGAAGUUGUGUAUCUUAACUAAUUUAAGUGCAUUGUUAUGUAAUCAUACUGGUAACAGUAGUGACUUGUAGGUUUGAACAAUAUUUUCUGUGUUAAUCAUAAACUCCUACCUUAUCACUAACUUACCUGAAUAAGAAUUGUGUUGCUGCCAUGUAAUUUCUUCUUCAUACACUUAGUUUUUCUGCAGGUGUGCCUUUUUAUCAGUUUCUUUUCAUUUUAAGCAUUUUGUUUUAAUCUUCAGUAUGAAAUAGUGUCAUGUCAGAUAAGAUACUUAUUUUAACUAUAUUACCUUUAUUAGUGGUCUCAUGGUCUCAAAUAUUUCUGAAUUAUAGAAAUACUAACUGUAUAAAGUUCACUAUUACUUAUUUUUAUAUGUAAUGUUAAUAGCCUUUUUCUUUCUGUGGUUGAAAAACCUAUUACGGCAAAGGGAUAUGAUAGUUAUUUGUGACUAGCAUGCACAUCUAGUACUUAUGGUUUUUUUGUAACUGCUACACAGACAUAAAAUAUCCAUUAUAAAGCAUGUUUGAUGUUAAUUAUAUUUUAUAAUUAUAUACAUUAAGUUCAACUUAAUGGGUACUAACAUUUCCAGAAGAGCAUAUUGAAUAUAAACCACAAUGGAAGAGUUCUAAUUUUUCACAAAAUUGUUGUUUUGCACUAUGUCUUGAAAAUAUUUUUAUCUUUUAUUUAGAAAAACUUCAAAUUUCCAAACUUGUGUUUUGAUUAUAAUUAUAGGAAAUUGGAGUCCGUAUUUUCUGAACUAAUAUAAAAAUAUUGUGGAUAAAUAGGGGCAAUAAGGAGGCUAUGAUCUGAGGGCAUUUCAGUUUCGAAAUAGAUUUUGUGUUGGACAUGAGAUGUUUUUGAACCAUAGCAUUAGGUAUUGUGUCUAAUUCUUCCACUUCAAAAUGCAUUUAUGUAUAUUUUUCACUGUUGUCAGUUAAGAUUGGAAUAAAGCCUUUAUCUCUAUAUGUAUAUAUAUAUAUUUUCUGGUAUCAUCUUAAAGCACAGUCAGUGUUGUGGGUGUAUAAUUGUUAAUAUUGUCAAUGUACAUACCAGCGUAUCUGUUUACCAUGUUAGUACUAAACAGUAUGUUUUCAUAAUUACCUAGAAAUCUGUUGGUGGCUAGAGCUAUAUGUACAUGUUUAGAGGUACCAAAAACAACUUUGUUUAUCAUUGUUAAACCAAAGGUUUCAUGAUGUUAUCAGUCAUUAGGGUGUAUUAUUUAAUUAUUAUUCUCAGGCAGUUAUACAUUCAAAGUUUGAAAAUAGAAAUUGAUUUCAUUUUGCAAACAAGUAAGUCAUUGAUAUUAUGUUUUUACAAUUUUUAACAAAUCUAGAAUUAAUAUUUAAAUAGAAGUCUGAACUUAGGUCUUGGCAUUAUAUUUCUGUCUCUAACAUCAUUUUCAGAUUAAACAUCUGACUUCGUUACUGUGUGUGAAAAACAUUCCAUUGUGUAUUUAGUUUUUAAAUGUAUAUUUCCAUCAUAAAGUACAUAAUUUGUGUUCUCAGUGGCUAGAUUUUGUGUACUUUAAAUUUCAUGUUAAGUGAUUUGUAGCCAGUAAAACCAAUUUGAACUAUUGUUGAGUUAAUGAGUAUGCAGUGAAUCAAACAAAUAAGCAUCAGUUUUCAAAAUAAAAUUGGAAUCUUUAUUUAUUUGUUGACUUUUGAGGCCUUUCACAAGUCUAAUACUAUUAGUAUGUUAUUAUUUAUUGUAUGUUGGGAAGAGUAUGGAAUGACUUGAAUAUUUAUUGCUUAAUAAUAAUUUAAUUAAAUUUCUUAGAAAAUUUGUAUUUCAGUUCACAUGAUAAAACAAAAGAUUGCAACCGUAGUAUGUUUCUAUUUUUAAUUUGUUGAUUUUAUUUUGAUUAGUGUGCUUAAGUCUGAAUUUAGGUUUAGAAUAGACCAUAUAGAAUAGUAUUGUAGCUAAGCACUUGAACAUUUUAAGAAUGAUGACAUCAUGUUUGGCCCAUACAAGUUAUAAUAAGUAGAUAUUAUCAUCUUGCAAGUCAAAGAACUGUAGUGAAGAGCUGCAAAUUAAACGUUACGUUAAUUAUAACAUUUCAAGGGAACAAUAAAUUUAAUUAAAUAUUUUUGUUGAUUAUUAAGGAUGUAGUGGAUAGUGUGUUAAUAAUACAGUUUUAAAGAAGUAGCCUUACACUAUUAUUAAUGUAGCAACUCUGUAUUAGGAUAAGGAUAUAAAAUAAGUUAAGCAUGACAUGCAAAACCUGUAACAGUUACAAAAUUGAAAGUGUGUGUAUAUUGGUUUAAUAAUAUUGUUGAAUAACUCUAACAAUUACAUUGUGGAAAGGAUCAAUAGAGUAUGAACUAAUUUUAUAUUUAUGUAGUCUAAAUCUGUAGGCAAAACUUGGAUCUGAUGAAUUUUGACACCUUUUUUAUAUAUGCACAAUCUUAUAAAAUUCUUUACAUAAUAUUGUUCUGUAGAAUUCUCAUUGCAAGCCAUUCAUUCCCUACUUGGAUUACACAUACAUUUUUGUCAGUUGUUUAAGUACAGUGGAUGUUUGAAAAUUAAAUACUGUUAUAUUUAAGUAAAAAUAGAUAAGAGAAAAAAGGUAGUCUACAUAUUUUUAAGUGCAAAUAUAAAUUUUUACUUUGCGAGUUCAGACACUGUCUUAUUUUAGACAGCAUAUUGUAGUAAUAAAGCAAACUUAAUGCAUCAGAAAGUCAAGCCAUGUACUUAAAAUAUUCUUCAGAAGUGAGUGAGAAAUUUUAUUACAGUAAAAUUUUUCUAGUGUAAAAUAUCUUCAGAAAUAACAAACAUUUUUACUUUGGACAUAACACAGAAAUUUUGUGUGAGGUUUACUGACUCUGUAAUUGUAAUUUGCAUUGGGUGGAAUUAAACAUGGGUUAAACUAUUUUCUUGUUUUGAAAAAUUGAGCUUCAUCAAUGUGAAUGAAGCAUUUAGUUGUCAUUCAUAGUUUUUGAGCUGUGGGGAAAGUAUUUGUAAUAUGUACAUUAAAGACACAAACCUUCUUUACAUGGAUAAUAAUGUUAUAAUGUCAGAAAGUUAAGUUCAUAUGUAUUAAAGAAAUCCUGGCAGUAAUGAUUAGUUAAUUACAAUAUAGUAAAAGGGGUAUUUCUUUACAAUUUGACUUUUGUUGUUGUGGUAGAUUUGUUGCUUAUUACUGUUUUCAUGCAAUGAUAGUUUGAAGCUUACACCACUUGACAGAAUUUUAAGGUUGUAACAUGUCAUACCUGUACUUUCUGCUUUUGGUUACUCAUGAAGUGGAUUAAUAACAAACAGUUAAUUUUUACUUACCGACAUUAAUAUUAUUAUGCAACAAAUAAAGAUCAUUUAUUGUUGUUGUUGUUUUUUAUGUUGUUUAUGUUACAGAGCAGUAUGACUUACACUUACUGUAUUCUAAAUGUUCUUGAUGUCUACUGUGAAGUACUUAAUUCUAGUCAAUAAUAAAACUAUAUAUAUAUAUGGUC